AUGAACCUCGUUCCGCAAAGCACGUCUUCGUCUAGCGGGAAAUCACUCAAUACUACAUCAUCCCAUACUCCCAAUCAACAACAGCAGGGUCAAACCACAUCUUCUAGCUUCGAGUCAAGUACAAGGCGUUCUGGAAGUCAUUCAAGUGGGGUGCCUUCGGCUGCCAGAAACAAUCAAACUCAACGAAAACAGCAUAGGAACUCCAAGAAACCCAGGCUCGCGGAUGAGGAUGCUAUGGCGGAAUCCGCGGCCAUGAGAAAUGUAAAUAGUCGGAGAGGGCAGACUUCAAUCACACAUCUUAUGAACAUUACUCUUCCUCCGAGACCACAAGACUAUCGAAAUACUAUUUCAAGAGGAACAAGACGUGGAAAUAUAUAUGGAAUCGGAUCCGGUCACCAUUCCAGUGAUAAGGCGAGAUACAUUCACGCAAACUAUCGAUUUAUAGUCAGACCAAAUGGGGAUUAUAAGCAGCAAGCUUUGUUCGCAGACCAGCAUUUGGACUGGAAUGAUGUUCUACAAAUCCUCGCAUCCGCCGAAUCGCAAGACGCAUCAUGCCCAAUCUGCCUCUCACACCCCGUAGCCCCUCGAAUGGCAAAAUGCGGCCACAUUUUUUGUCUCCCGUGUCUCAUUCGUUACAUGCAUUCCACCGACGAUACAAAUCCUAUACCAGAGAAGAAAGCUCGAUGGAAGGCAUGUCCAAUUUGUUGGGAUACCAUCUAUAAUUCAGAAACUAGACCCGUUAGGUGGUUUACUGGACAAGAAGGACCGGCCCCUCGUGAAGGAGAAGAUGUUGUAUUACGAUUAGUUGUGCGACAACCUGGAAGUACUUUGGCACUGCCAAGGGAUGGUGCGGAUGUGCUCGAUAAGUCGGAAGAUAUUCCAUGGUAUUUGGCUGCCGAAGUUACGGAUUAUGCUCGAAUCAUGAAAGGCAGCGAAGAAUAUAUGAUGGAACAAUUCGAGCUAGAAAUCGAAGCAUUGAAGCAACAAGAAAAUAUAGACGAAUUGAUGUUUGGAGAGGAACCCGAGUGGACUCGGAAAGCGGUCAAUUCUAUAAAUGACGCGAAGGAGAAAAUAAAAGGUAUCGGUGGACCACCACCUCCACCAAGGCAGCCGACGGAGAAGAAACCUAAGAGGCAACCCAUACAAUUCAAUCCUGUUGAUCAAGAUGCUCCAGAAAUGUAUUAUGUCCAGCAUGCUUCAAAGUCAGGCCUGACUAUCCCUGUUUCAAUGUCGUCUCCAUCAACAGCUGUUCCUUUCCAAUUAGAUUCGGAAGCAACUCCACUGCAACCUUCAUCUCAUCCCGCUUCGAUCGCAAAUACUCCACAAAUGCGUCCGAACAACACCCGGCAAAUUGAUGGGCAUUCCCCAGAUGCUCCAUACUUCUUUUACCAAUCUCUUCUUCACUAUUAUCUCGCUCCCCUCGAUAUCAGGAUCCUCAAAUCCGCUUUCGGCAAUUUCGCUUCAUUUCCCUCAACUUUGCUUCCCCGUGUUGAACGCGUAUCAACUCAUGUAAUGGAUGACGAAUUGCGAAAAAGAACAAAGUAUUUGGCGCACUUACCAUUUGGUUGCGAAGUAGGAUUUCUGGAAUGCAAUUGGACGGAUGUUGUUCAGCCGGAAAUUCUGAAUCAAUUUAAAGAAGACAUUGAGCGACGAAGAAAACGUAACAGGGAUAAGGAGAAUCGUGAGGAGAAAGAUAGACAGCGUGCUGAGAAGGCAGAGGAUAAUGCACGCUGGGCUAAUGCUAGACAGAAGCAACCCGAAACAUCCCCGGGAAGCCAUUCUGAUACCGAUUACGCCCAGCUCGCAUCGACGUCCAUUGACCCUAUGAAUGCGUCUCCCCCUUGGACCUCACGUCAAGGCUCUUCUUUCGGAGCAUUGGCUUCACCAUCCACAAGCCCUCCUGCGCCAAGAACUGUUUGGGGAACCGCUUCUGUAACACCAUCUUUGCCAGAUCUCCAUCUUCAAAAUGAUAAUGACGGUGAUGAUGGUUGGCUACAAGCUUGGGAACAAGAGAUUCAGGCAGAUAAUGCAGAGACUGCACUCAUUGCUCAAGUUCAAGCAGCUUCCUUGAACGGAGAAAGUAGUUCAAGUGCUACUCCUCCUCCUCCUACUCAAGGAAAGAAGAAGAAGGCAAAGAAAAUUACAUUAAUGAGCACAACAGCUAGAAGAGCGGCAUGA
Molecule: messenger RNA, 2178 nt
Organism: Sclerotinia borealis F-4128
Lineage: Eukaryota; Fungi; Ascomycota; Leotiomycetes; Helotiales; Sclerotiniaceae
Source: the annotation of a GenBank genome assembly